This is a messenger RNA of Tilletiopsis washingtonensis, 2493 nucleotides long. RefSeq lists its product as hypothetical. The record is from RefSeq and is a predicted model, not a curated record. Bases 151 to 2154 code for a protein of 667 amino acids. The transcript has a single exon. NCBI's taxonomy places the organism in Eukaryota, Fungi, Basidiomycota, Exobasidiomycetes, Entylomatales.
CCACACCCGUUCCUUCUGCAGCGUCGCCUGAAGCCCCGCUGUCGCGCUUCUCGCCUCACUUCCGCCUGCGUCGCCCGUUCUGUCUUGCCCUUCGCGGCUGCCGCUGCCCGAGCUCGGCCACUCGCCGGCCACCUCGCGCCGCGCCUUGGCAUGUCUGCCAACGACGAGGCGGCACAGCCGAUCGAUGUUCGGGCACGGAUCGCUGCCUUUGGCGGCGGUGUGCUCAGUGCGCCAGCUGCACGGCCACCGCCGCCUGCUGCCCGGCAGGGCGGGGGCAAGGCGGCGCCCCCUCAUGACGAGAUCGCGCGCACAGCAUCGCUACCGUGGGCUCGCGCCGGCCCGUCCUCGGCAGGCGUGUCCGAGUUCGGCGUGCCGACCUCUGCCGCGGCGGCGAAGGACCGACCCUCGACUCUUCCGUAUGCACCUUACGCGCCUUACCUCGGCAACGGGCGCAGCAGCUCGGCCGCGAGCCAGUCAUCUUCCUCUCUUCUGAGUGUCGGAUCACGCUCGCAGCUGCGCAAAAGCGAGAGCGGCGCGAGUCUCAACGAGCUGAGUGCUGCAGCCGCUGCGAGGGGCCAGGCGACCCGCAGUCGCAGCAGCAGCACUGCGUCUAGCACGUCUGUAGGCCCAGCACGCAGUGCAACAAGCAGUCCAAGGCUGGGCGUCAAGAGCAUCAUCGCUCUGUACGGCGCUCCGCCAGAUCGGCGCGGCAGCGCAGAGAGCUCCUUGUCGCUCGCACCGUCGCCCCGUGCCACGACCCCUGCUGCAGGUAGCUCUUCGUCACACACGAGAGACGCUCGCGUCGACGCAGCUUCCUCCCGGGCAGGCUUCAGCGCCGACGCCACAUCAAGCUUCGCGCGCGACCCGGGCACGGCCGUCUCUCUCAAGGCAGACGACGCACUGCAGCCCAGCUCUGCUCCGGCCCAUCUCCUGACAGGCCCAUUCACAAAGUCUGCAUCGCAGUCUCUUGCGCCGCCUCGUCCCCAGCGUCCGAGCGAGGGCAGGUCGCCGAAGAGCCUCGCAGACGCAUUCUCGCCCACGGCAGCGCAGGCAGGGCAGUCGCACCUGCCCGCCCGGUCGCAGCAUGGCGCGGCGGUGAGUGUCGAUUCUGCGAGGCUUCCAUCGAUGGCAAAUGCGCCUCCCUCGCUGCCGCCGCGCAAGCCGACGCAAGACGAUGACGACAGACGUGACCGGGAGCAAAAGCCGCGCCGGGCUCCUGCCCUGCCCAGUCGCAGUCAGUCCGAUCCGUCUGAAGCGCAGGACGCGCCUGUCGUCUCGCCUUACAAGGUCAGAGCGCCUGCGCCGUCGUCUCGUCUGCGCGGCAUGUCGGGCACCAGGCCCGCAGCUGCGUCGGCCGAGACAGGUGGCGCGUCCUUGCAGUCACACUCUUCGCCUCCGCCCGCGCCGCCAAGGCCGGCUGGCAUGGGUGUUGCAGCCCGGCAGCGCUCUCACUCGCGCCUCUCCGAUUCGAACCUGCACGCCACGAGCGAACGCAGUGCGGCGGCAUCCCGUGCUACAGGGAUGCGGAGUGCCGAGGAGCCAGACACGGGCCUCAUCGUGCCGCCGCCACAGGCUUCCGGCGCUGCGAGCCCCAUGUCGCCAGGCAGAGCCAACAUUCCGCCUCCUCGGCGGGUCCGAGAGCGGUCCUCAGGCGCCAUAGCUUCCGCACGUGCCCAGUCUCCGCAACGCAGCGUCCCGCCCACGUCGACGAGCAGCACGGUCCCUCCUCCGCGACACUUCGAGACUGCGUCCCGCGUCGCAGCUGUCCGUUCUGCGCUCAAUCCGCACGGCGUGGGGCCAAAGUCCUGUGCGCCAGAGCCAGGCGCCCGCAAGCGCUACGAAGCAUUGUACGACAACGAGGUGCGCCGGGACGCAUCGCGCAAAGCGCGAGCUCGAGACGGGCCACGCGGCACCGCACCGCCCGCCUCGAUGAUGAAUGACGGAAUCGGCGCCGGUGCAGCCCAGGCCAGGCUCGGCGCACGGAGGGUCGCGAGACUGUGGCGGCGCUCCCGUCUUCCAUUGGCAUUCCUCUCGCAGGUGUGGGACGCUGCUGUCUCGUCCGCGCACGAGCAAUAUCUCGACCGAGAGUCCUUCGUCCGCGCCAUGGCUGCCAUCGACCUGGAGCUCAGCCGCAGGCGGCGCUCGGUGGCUUAGCGCUGUGAGCCACAAACCGGGCCUCAAGACAGAGCAAUCCAUCAAUUGGCGAGGACGGCAUUGCCCAGGCGCGCAGUCAGCACUGCAGUCGCGAGCGAGGAGAUGAGGUUGACCUGCUCGGCGGAGGGGUCAGCUAGGCGCCUCGUCCGAUGCUUCCGCAGGCGCUCCUCACGGCGCUGUUGCUGCACACGUCGUAUCCUGUGACCACGCGCCACUCGCUGCUCGGCGGCGGAGGGCGCCGCCCGACCAGGACUUGCCGCCGCGUCUCGCUGUACCACGUUCUCUGCAGUGUGGCGCCGAGCAGCGAGUCGAUCUAUCGUGGACGUCAGCGCGUCGUCA